AUGGCCAAACCUUUCUUCCGACUCCAGAAGUUUCUCCGCCGAACACAGUUCCUGCUCUUCUUCCUCACAGCUGCUUACUUGAUGACCGGCAGCCUGCUUUUGCUACAGCGGGCCCGAGUGGCCCUUCCCCAGGGCCCCCGGGCAUCUAGCUCCCUGCAGACCUUACCUGUGGCUGCCGUGGCCCUGGGCAUGGGCCUGCUGGACAGCAGAGCCCUUCGUGACCCCCAGGUCAGCCCCGAUCUACUGCUCGGUGUGGACAUGCUACGGAGCCCCCAGACCGGAGCCCGGCCUGGACCUCGCUGGCUGCGGAGCCGCAACUCGGAGCUGCGCCAGCUGCGGCGGCGCUGGUUCCAUCACUUCAUGGGUGACCCCCAGGGACCACCUGCUCUGGGCCCCGAAGCCCCCAGGCCAGCUGCUCACAGCCGAGGCACUCCCAUCGGCUGCUUCAGUGAUGCUGGCCAGGAGAGAACUCUGAAGGGGGCUGUGUUUUAUGACUUAAGGAAGAUGACCAUCUCCCACUGUCAGGAUGCCUGCGCUGAGCGGUCCUACAUCUAUGCCGGUUUGGAGGCAGGAGCAGAGUGUUACUGUGGGAACCGGCUCCCACCAAUGAGCGUCGGGCUGGAGGAGUGUAACCAGGAAUGCAAGGGGGAGAAGGGCUCAGUGUGCGGAGGCGUCGACCGGCUCUCUGUGUACCGUGUGCCAGAGCUGCAGCCAGGUUCCAGGAAGAGGAGGAGUGUCAUGUACCGGGGAUGCUUCCAAAUGCCAGAGAAUGUCUCAUAUGCCUUCCCUGACUCCCUGACACAGACCAACAUGACUGUGGACACGUGUGCAGGCUUCUGUUCCCAGAAAGAGUUCCCCUUGGCCAUCCUCAGGGGCUGGGAGUGCUACUGUGCUUACCCCACACCCCAGUUCAACCUGCGGGAUGCAGUGGAUGGUUCACUGUGCAGCCAGGAGGCCCAGACACAGAGGCUGGGGGGUUACUGCGAGGUCUACCAGACACCUGUGCAAGACACUCGGUGCACAGAUCGCAAGUUCCUGCCCACUAAGUCCAAAGUGUUUGUGGCUUUGUCAAGCUUCCCGGGAGCUGGGAACACGUGGGCGCGGCACCUCAUUGAGCACGCUACUGGCUUCUAUACAGGCAGCUAUUACUUUGAUGGAACCCUUUACAACAAAGGCUUCAAGGGUGAAAAGGACCACUGGCGGAGCCGGCGCACCAUCUGCGUGAAGACCCAUGAGAGUGGCCGCAGGGAGAUCGAGAUGUUCGAUUCAGCCAUCCUGCUCAUCCGGAAUCCCUACAGGUCCCUGGUGGCUGAAUUCAAUAGGAAAUGUGCCGGGCACCUGGGCUAUGCAGCUGACCGCAACUGGAAGAGCAAAGAGUGGCCAGACUUUGUCAACAGCUACGCAUCGUGGUGGUCCUCGCACGUGCUGGACUGGCUCCAGUACGGGAAGCGGCUGUUGGUGGUGCACUAUGAGGAGCUACGCCGCAGCUUGGUGCCCACGCUGAGGGACAUGGUGGCUUUCCUCAACGUGUCCGUCAGUGAGGAGCGGCUGCUCUGUGUGGAGAACAAUAAGGAAGGCAGCUUCCGACGGCGUGGCCGGCGCCCCCACGACCCCGAGCUCUUCACGCCAGAGAUGAAGGACCUCAUCAACGGCUACAUCCGAACUGUGGACAAAGCCCUGCGGGACCACAACUGGACCGGGCUGCCCAGAGAGUAUGUGCCCAGAUGA
This is a messenger RNA of Chrysochloris asiatica (Cape golden mole), 1728 nucleotides long. RefSeq names its product WSC domain containing 1 (gene WSCD1). The transcript is spliced from 8 exons. The coding region runs from base 1 to 1728 and encodes 575 amino acids. The record is from RefSeq and is a predicted model, not a curated record. Gene Ontology annotation, molecular function: sulfotransferase activity. Lineage: Eukaryota; Metazoa; Chordata; Mammalia; Afrosoricida; Chrysochloridae.